Messenger RNA from Ostrea edulis (European flat oyster), 1945 nucleotides. RefSeq lists its product as uncharacterized. The record is from RefSeq and is a predicted model, not a curated record. The transcript has 6 exons. Lineage: Eukaryota; Metazoa; Mollusca; Bivalvia; Ostreida; Ostreidae. Bases 229 to 1758 code for a protein of 509 amino acids.
CUAGACACGUGACCACGAGUCGACCCAAUGAGAUAACGAAAAUGUAGUAAUGGUAAAUGCCUCAUUUCUGUGGAGAUCAGCAAGUGAAUUAUGAAUAGGAAAUAUUGAAAGGUGUUUGUGGAAGGUGGUCGUGAAGUUUCACUGAUACAAAGUCACCUUCCAGUAUCUGGUUUCUCGUUGGAGGCACUGCAUAUAUUUUAAGUACUUGUAGUUGUCGGUUCUGUUAGAAUGACCAAUUACUUAUUACAAAGCUGGAUUUUGAUACUUGCUGGACUUUCUGUCAAAGCCAUUACCACUGUGAAAUACAUGAGUAACUUCUGUAACACGAAACAUAGGAUCUUUAUCAAUGACAGUAUUGUCUUCAAAUUAACCAACCAGCUUCUGACGGACCAAUCCGAGACACAGCUACACUGCACAUCGGAGCUCUACACGGAGUCCAGCAGACGGCUGUUGAUACACUUUGUGUCGCUAAGCAUCAGCAUUGAAAAUGACAUGCCAGAUAACUUGCAUAUAUACGACUUCGAUUCAAAUGGAAAAUCCCAGAUGGUAACUCCAGUUAGUGGGCUCUUUGGUGUCUACGACAAAUUCUACAAACGAGCCAGCAUUGGGGUUGGGGACUAUAUUUCUACAGGGAAUCACUUCCGGUUGACAUAUGUUGGAUCUCCAACACUCACCUUCAGAGGAUUUGACAUACUGAUCACGUCGUUUAAAGACGUCAGUAGGGACGGUUCCUGUCCUCGUCUGUUCGGGAAGUGCACGGGAAAGAACUUAUGUUUACCCUACUCAGUUUGGUGUGACGAGGACGAGAAUUGUGGAGAAGGCGAUGUCAGUGACGAGGAAUCUUGCAACGAAAUCGUCACUGAUGACUGGAAAUAUACUUAUGCUAUCACAAUGGCAGUAGUUACAGCGAUCGUCGCCAUCGUGUUCUUCUUAACAACUAUUGGAAUUGUGCUUUGUCUACUGAGAAAGUACAACCGGAGAAAUUACAUGAGAAACAUGAGCAUCACUGUCAGUGCAAAGAAAGACGGAGGAGACUGGAAAAUAACGAACGACCUCGGACUGACCUUGAGCAUGGCUCCACCACUGUAUGACGACAUUGUUCCACAGGAAGAAAAUGAACCCCCUCCAUCAUACGACACACUUCGAUUCAAGCAAACGGCCAACAUCCAGGAAGAAAGUAUGGUCACAAAUGAAUGUAUAACAGUGGCCUGCAUAGAAACACUGAAUCCGUCAACUGGCUUCAGAGACGAUGUUUUGUGCGAGGAAGUCCUCGGUCCUGGUAAUGUGCCUUGUCGUGAAACUGUCUUCAAUCGUCAAGAAUCACAGAUAAAGAACAAAUGGCGUCCAUUAAAUUCCAGUGACGAUGUGCGAAAUGUUACUUCCUCAGAGUGUCUCUUCAAUUCCGAUUAUAAAAUAAAAAAUACUGCGGGUGUUAAUUCCGAUGAUAGUGAAAUUGAUGAAGAAAACAACAUUGCAAGAACUGCUGAAACGGAAAUAAAUACUUCCAACAAAAUGUGUUCACAAACAUCUUCCCAGUGUAGCAUGGAAACUGGUUUUGCUUCCAUGGAAUCGAACUCUUCGAGAGACAGUGGUAGUGAGAGCUCCCCCCGCCAUGACGGCAAUGAUCAUACCUCUAUGGAGGACCAGGAAGAUGGGAGAUCCCUCCUUGUACGUUAUAAAAAGCACGUCUCCAGAGGGAGCGACAGCGACAUUCAGUUCGUUGAUGAACUGAGUGAAAAUUCCAACAUCAUCAACUGACAAAAAUUUGAAAUUGCUUUUUAAAAUGGAUCAACUUCAUGAGGAUUUAAAUAAUGGAUUCAAUAUUAUGUUACCUUAAAGUGUACUUUCAUAUCUGUAGAUUACAAUUAAUUACAAUUUGCUCAGUAGAAACUUUGUACAUAUAUCUUCAUGAUAUCUUCAUUCACAUUAAACUUGCUAAAUCAAC